Molecule: messenger RNA, 551 nt
Organism: Anastrepha ludens (Mexican fruit fly)
Lineage: Eukaryota; Metazoa; Arthropoda; Insecta; Diptera; Tephritidae
Product: general odorant-binding protein 56h-like
Exons: 2
Coding region: 38-445 (135 amino acids)
Molecular function (GO): odorant binding
Source: RefSeq, a predicted model, not a curated record
UCUGCACACAAGUGGCUACGCCUCCGCUGCUGCAAAAAUGCGAACUCUAUACCUUUUCACCGUACUGACUGCCUUUGUCACCGUUCUAAUGUGUCAAUCACAAGCCGAUAUGGAGAAAUUACACAAGCUCUGCAUGAAUGAGACGAAUCUAACAGAAGCGGAGAUCAAACAAUUUUUUGGGAAUGGCAUGAAAGCCAGCGAUGCCAAGGAUAAUAUGAAAUGUCAUACGAAAUGUUUGAUGGAGAAGCAAGGCAUCAUCAAGGAUGGCGUUUACGUGCCUAGUGUAGCGAUCAAGCAACUCAUGCUAUUUCCCGCAUUAAAGGGGCAUGAAACGGAAGUUACGCAGGCAGUGAAUAAUUGCAAAUAUGAAAAAGGUGCCAACGAAUGUGAUACAGCUUUUAAGAUUACUAUGUGCAUUAAGGAGUUUAAAUCUCAUGCCCCAUGAAAACUGACCUUUCAGAGAAAGAUUUGCUAAUUUUUUAUGUGCUUGAAAUUAACAGCUUCAAGUAACUUGGAUACAAAUAAUAUUUUUGGUAUGAGGGGUAUUUAUA